Molecule: messenger RNA, 1176 nt
Organism: Vicia faba (fava bean)
Lineage: Eukaryota; Viridiplantae; Streptophyta; Magnoliopsida; Fabales; Fabaceae
Source: the annotation of a GenBank genome assembly
AUGACAAGCUUUUCCUUCUUCAAAUCACUUGUUUUCUUUCUUCUCACCCUUUCAGAUUCAUUUAUGCAAAUCAAUUCCCUAAGUUUUGGAAUAAACUAUGGACAAAUAGCAAACAACCUACCAUCUCCUUCUAGAGUAGCUCUUUUAAUAAGAUCAAUGAAUGUGACAAAAAUCAAACUCUAUGAUGCUGAUCCAAAUGUUCUACUUGCUUUCUCUCACUCAAAUGUUGAAUUUGUCAUAGGACUUGGAAAUGAGAAUCUACAAAACAUGACAAACCCUUCCAAAGCUCAAAAUUGGAUUCAACACCAUGUUCUACCUUACCUUUCACAAACCAAAAUAACUUCCAUAAAUGUUGGAAAUGAAGUUUUCAAUAGCAACAAUACUCAAUUGAUGUUAAAUCUUUUACCUUCAAUGCGAAAUGUACAUACCGCCCUUGUUAAUCUCGGGUUAGACCGUUUAAUUAGCGUCGCAACGGCUUUUUCUUUCAACAAUUUGGAAAAUUCUUACCCUCCUUCAUCAGGUUCUUUUAAAGAAGAAUUGAUUCAAUAUAUUCAACCAUUAGUCGAAUUUCUCGACGAAAUUAAUUCACCUUUUCUUAUUAAUGCUUACCCUUUUUUUGCAUACAAAGAUAACCCUAAUGAGAUAGCUUUGAAUUAUGCACUUUUUCAACCUAAUCAAGGCUUGGUUGAUCCAAAUACAAAUUUACAUUAUGAUAACAUGUUGUAUGCACAAAUUGAUGCUGUUUAUGCUGCAAUCAAAGUGCUAGGGUUUGUGAAUAUUGAAGUUAGGGUUUCUGAGACUGAUUGGCCUUCUAAGGGUGAUUCUGAUGAAAUUGGAGCUACAAUAGAGAAUGCGAAAUUGUAUAAUGGAAAUUUGCUGAGAAGAAUUGAAGAAAAACAAGGAACUCCUGGGAAGCCAUUGGUGCCAAUUGAUGUAUAUGUUUUUGCACUUUUUAAUGAAGAUUUGAAAAAUGACCCUACCUCAGAAAGAAACUAUGGUCUUUAUUAUCCAGAUGGUAGCCCUGUUUAUAAUAUUGGAUUGCAAGGUUAUCUUCCUCAAAUGGUUCUUCCAUCCAAAUCUAAUGUUCUGUCAUUCAAUUUUCAUGUAUGGAUAAUAGUUACAUACUUGAUCUUUGCUUGGGAGCUUUCAAGAUUGGAAGCAUGGGAAAUUCUAUAA